AAAAAAUUGAGGUUAUGGGUUGUCUUGUAUUAAAAAAUGUUUGUGCUGUUUAUGUUUUGUUGUGUAUAUUAUAAUUAAUUCUUAUGCUAAGAAAUAGUUUUCGGAAGAAGCGAAAGAAGCCUUAUGAAGUCUCGACGGUGUAACCUCUUACGAGGAAUUGGAUAGACAAUUAGUCUAAAUCCAAGUUUUUUUUUACAUCCGGAAUCAACAAAUCAGUAUUUACAAGAUUUUUUAUUUUAUGUGUUGUGAUCGCUAUGAUGAUUGAUAUACCGAAAGAAUUUAAAAAAUACUCAAAACAUUGCCAGAGCUUAAAGCGUAUUAUUCAAGACACUCUGAAUUAUUUUGAGGAAAUUCACAAUUCCCUUCGAAUCCACGAUGAGGUGAAAGAAGAGUUGUUGAGGAUAGACAUCGAGCAAAUAGGCCCUAAACUAGAGCGAAUUCCAACUCUUUUUGUGUUUGGGCAAAAUUGCCAUUCAAAAGCAUUGUUCGUAAACCUUCUUUUAGGGCAGAACAUUUUGCCCCUGUACAGCUCGAAGUGGAGAUAUGUAACGUUUGUAUACGGAGUUGCGAAAUCCAUUCGUUUAACUCUAAACCACGAUAUUGAAAUAGUGGAGAAGCUCCAAGCGCAUGAAAAAUCAUGGAUAACAAUACCUGAAGCUGAUUUGCAACGAGGUGACAAUGAAUCCCUUUUGGACCAUUGUCCCUCUUUGGAAAUCGAACUUUCUCAUUCAAUUCUUAAAGAAAAUAUCAAUCUUAUGGUACCUCCUGAUUGUUCCAUUGAUCAGUUGACAGAAAUUUUAUUUAAAUAUAUGGAUAAGGUUUUACCUAUUGUUGUUUAUACUAUUUCUGAAGACAUAUUGAGUGAUUCGAAUAUUCAAGAAAUCAAGAAACUGAAAGAUAUUUAUAAGGUUCCGUUUUUGUUUAUAAGUUUAUCUACCAAUGAAAAAUUAAGUACAGAAUCUUUAACAGAAUCUGAACAACAUUUAUUAGAAUCUGAAAAUCAAGAAGAAUUUUCUAAUUUACCAAAUUUACGUGAUCAAUUAUUAAGACUGGGAUUUAUAGAUGAUAUGGAUAACUCAAAGACUGAAAUUAUGAAAUCAAAAAAAAAUUCUUUGUGUUUGGAAUGUUCAUUAGACACUUUAAUAAGUGACAAAAGAUUAAAUGAGGAUUUCCUAAAACACAUACAGAACGUUUUGAAGUACACAAUUUUAAAAUUAGCCGCCAUAUUAAGCGAGAUUCACAACAAAUGUCUCCGGCAGUUCAUUCUUCGCGCUUUCGACAUGGCCCGCGAAAUUCAAAUAACUCCAAAGCGCAUCGAGUAUGCCCAAAAAAUCGAAUUGCAGCUUUACGAUACUCUAAUCAAAAUAGCUUGUGAACAACAAGAAGAAAUCACCGCGAUAAUUCAAAGGAAACUUCUCGAUAUGAAAUCUAACGUUGCUGAAGUAUUAGAAGGUUAUAAUCAUCCAAAUAACGGCCAUCAAAGAACGUCCAAAACGGCUACGAUAGAAAUCCAGCAGCUGGUAUUGAAAAGACUGAAUACAUCAGUGGCUACACAAAUCGUCCAGUCCGUGGGAUGCCUGCAGGAAAGUUUCACGGGAACGCUACAGCGAUGCUUGGAAAGCCUCGAGAAAAAUUGCCACGAAUUGGAAGGCAACGUUCUGGCCUCGGACGCUGUUAGGCAAAUAGUCAGCGCCGCUUACAACGUAGAUCUGAACUCUUCGUCGUCGUUUUCGAUAGUCCACACGCUAAUGGACCGCUUCAGGACAAUAUUGUCGUCCUUCGUCUUACCUUGGUCUUCUUCUGGCCACGUACAGUGCAAUCUCCAAUGGCAACUACAAGUCGCCACGAACAUGAUUGAGAAAUUGAGCGCCUCGAAACUGGCGAAGACAAUAUGUGUACAGUUUAAAGAACAUAUUAAGUCAUCGCACGAAUCGUUCGUGUCGGCUAUUCGAUCAUUGGACCAUCAGUUGUCGGAUCAACUAGAACACACUGAGGAACAGAGAAUAGCGAUACGCAAAAAACACGCUCCGAGAUUCGCUAGACUGGCCCUCGAGAGUACGUCCCUCUGCGAUUUGAUACGUUACGGCAUGCCGAAGCAAAUUAAAGAAAUCGGCAGGGGACAGUACGGCGUCGUGUCGUCCUGCGAACCUUGGGCAGGAAUCAAUCCGUGCGCCUUUAAGUCUGUGGUACCUCCCGAUGACAGACAUUGGAACGAUUUAGCCAUGGAAUUUUUUUAUACCAGGACAAUUCCGGGUCAUCCUAGGAUCGUGAAGCUUAGGGGAUCUGUAAUUGACUACACGUACGGAGGCGGAAGUUCUCCAGCUGUUUUACUCAUUAUGGAGAGAAUGACUAGAGACCUUUAUUGCGGCCUUCGCAGCGGCCUGUCGUGGCUCGCCCGUCUAAGGAUUGCCAUAGACGUAAUAGAAGGAAUUCGAUACCUUCAUUCUCAGGGAUUAGUUCACAGGGACAUCAAACUCAAAAAUGUUCUCUUGGAUACUAAGGACAGGGCAAAAUUGACCGAUUUUGGAUUCUGCAUACCAGAAGCAAUGAUGUCGGGUAGUAUUGUAGGUACACCGGUUCACAUGGCUCCUGAGCUAUUGAGCGGAAGGUACGAUUCCAAAGUCGAUGUCUACGCGUUCGGGAUCUUAUUUUGGUACAUCUGCGCUGGUCAAGUCAAAUUACCGACGCACUUCGAUCAGUUCCAGAACAAAGAGCAGCUUUGGAAUAGCGUAAGAAGAGGUAUUCGACCGGAAUGUUUGCCGAAUUUUGAGGUGGAUUGUUGGAAUCUAAUGGAACAAUGCUGGGCGGCGGAUCCAGCAGAUAGGCCUUUGCUGGGCUACGUUCAGCCCCAAUUAGAAACUAUAUACAACAGCCUGAAGAAUAAAUCUGAUAAUAUAAUUGUUAAGUAAAUUUCCGAUGAGAUUUGUAGUUUUUUUGUGUUUUACAAAUUCGUGUUUAUUUUUAACUGCUGUUGGAUAGAUGCUACGAUAUUUUAUAUGUUAAAUUGUUGGUUAAUUUUUUAAGUUUUGCCUGUUCAAUUUACAAUUCUACUAACUUUUAUCAUUCUCGACUAACAGCGAAUAAUUAAAUUACUCCCAAAGUUACUGCUUUUUUAUGCAUUAUAUAUGUACAGAAUUUAUUGAAGUGUUUAUAUCGUUAUGAGAAAAUUAAUACUGUAAAUAAAUAUUUUU
This is a messenger RNA of Phyllotreta striolata, 3191 nucleotides long. NCBI's taxonomy places the organism in Eukaryota, Metazoa, Arthropoda, Insecta, Coleoptera, Chrysomelidae. The record is from the annotation of a GenBank genome assembly.